UCUUCUGAGGAAAGAGAGAGAAGGCAACUUGUGCACCAGACAGCUAAAGAAGAAGGGCUCUAGUUCUCUUGUACACAGUUUUCUUUUCAUCAAACUUGCAAUUUUCCUUGAUGGGUUCCGACUUGUUUAGCACCAGAGCCUUUCUAUUGUUCUUGAUCUCAAUCUUUAGCCUUAUCGUCUUCGCCAGUGGGCAAUUAUCAUACCUCUACAGCUCUUGUGGCAGUGAGACACCCGAUGGGGAUUACAAAACUAAUCUCACUUCCCUCUUGGAUUCUCAACCUUCUAAAGCUUCCACCUACACCUUUUACAAUGAUACCUUGAACCAAAUCUACAGCCUCUAUCUAUGCAGAGGCGACGUUAACGCUACUACCUGCCAGAGUUGUGUGAAAACUGCAGGCCAAGAAAUCCAGGAGCAGUGCCAGUAUAAUAAAACAGCUAUCAUAUGGUAUGAUGAAUGCAUGUUACGUUACUCUAAUGAAGACUUCAUUGGAACUAUGAACACUUCUCCAGGCUUCUUAAUGUACAAUGUGAACAACAGAACUGAUUCCGGUGAAAGGGAUGUGGGCGCUCUAUCUUUGAUGGAUCAGCUGAGGGGAGAAACUCCAUAUUCGGAGCUCAUGUUUCAGACAGAUGAGAGACCGUCCACAGAUAACGCGUCUCUAAUUUUAUAUGGGCUGGCGCAGUGUACUAGAGAUAUCAACACUACUUCAUGCUAUAACUGUUUAUUUGACCUGUCGUCGAUGAUCCAAGAGUGUUGCCAAGAGAAGGUAGGAUGGCGUGCUUUGGGUCCAAAUUGCAAUAUAAGGUAUGAACGGUACCGCUUCUAUGCUGAUCCAGCCUCUCCUGCGCCUGCUCAGCUGCCGCCUCCGCCUCCGCCUACUGCAGAGCCACCUCCUCCUGAUAACCCAGGAGGGGAAGGAAACAACACCAUAAAGAUCGCGAUCAUCACUGUAUCAGCAAUUACAGGAGCUGCAGUUGUCUUGGGUUUCUUCCUUUAUUUUUCAUUCUUUAGCAGGAAGAGCAGACGAGGGGAGCAGAAAAGUGAAGAAAUUCUGUUAAAUGUGUUGGACCGUCCAACCGGCACACACUUUAUGGAAGGGCAUAUGCAUGAUCAAGACAACACUGUAGAAACUUACUACUUCAAUUUAACCACCAUACUGGCUGCUACAAACAAUUUUUCUGAUUACAAUAAGCUUGGAGAAGGGGGUUUUGGCCCUGUUUACAAGGGGAAGCUGCUUGAUGGAAGGGAAAUAGCUGUUAAAAGGCUUUCAACGAAAUCAGGACAAGGUCUUGAGGAGUUCAAGAAUGAAGUUAUGUUAAUCGUUAAACUUCAACACAAAAAUCUUGUGAGGCUGUUGGGUUGCUGCAUGGAGGGAGACGAGAAGCUCCUGGUCUACGAGUACAUGGCUAAUACGAGUCUUGAUGCUUUUUUGUUUGAUCCAACAAAAUGCAAGGAACUAGACUGGGAUAAGCGAGCAGCCAUUGUUCGUGGAAUAGCAAGGGGGAUCCUGUAUCUUCAUGAAGACUCUCGUCUCAAAAUCAUCCACAGGGAUUUGAAAGCAAGCAAUGUUUUGUUGGAUGAGGAAAUGAAUGCAAAGAUCUCAGACUUUGGCACUGCUAGGAUUUUUGGCAGCAAGCAACUUGAUGCUAACACCAACAGAGUGGUCGGUACAUUUGGGUACAUGGCACCAGAGUACGCAAUGGAGGGACUAUUUUCUGUGAAAUCUGAUACUUACAGCUUUGGAGUUCUAUUGCUAGAAAUCUUGAGUGGGAAAAAGAACAGUGGAUUGUAUAGCACGGAUCAUUCCCAAAACCUUCUAUCUCAUGCAUGGCAGCUGUGGAAUGAAGACAAGGGACUUGAAUUUAUAGAUAGGAACUUAGUUGACAAAUGUCCUGUAAGUGAGGCUGUCAGAUGGAUCCAUAUUGCUCUGCUGUGUGUUCAGGAAGACCCCAAUGAUAGACCACCUAUGUCAUCAGUUGCUCUCAUGCUUGGAAGCAAAUGGGUCAACCUUCCCCAACCAUCAGCACCCCCAUUCUCAGUGGGAAGAUCUUUCAUGUCUGAUCUAUCUUCAACAAGCGGGUCGGGGUUAGGUUUUCUCAUUUCAGAUCAAUCAUCCACUAGUGCCUCUGUUUAGUUCGGAGGUUCAUUGCAUCAUACUUGAGCUCAUACCAGUAUACCUUGAUUCAUAAUUUCAAUUUCAGGAACACAGUGAUGUACCAAUAAGAUAGAAUAGCCUGCCACUUGUCAGUGCAAUUUUUUU
This is a messenger RNA of Vitis riparia (riverbank grape), 2261 nucleotides long. RefSeq names its product cysteine-rich receptor-like protein kinase 10. Gene Ontology annotation, molecular function: protein kinase activity; ATP binding. The record is from RefSeq and is a predicted model, not a curated record. Gene Ontology annotation, biological process: protein phosphorylation. The transcript has 7 exons. NCBI's taxonomy places the organism in Eukaryota, Viridiplantae, Streptophyta, Magnoliopsida, Vitales, Vitaceae. The coding region runs from base 111 to 2135 and encodes 674 amino acids.